Molecule: messenger RNA, 441 nt
Organism: Trypanosoma cruzi
Lineage: Eukaryota; Euglenozoa; Kinetoplastea; Trypanosomatida; Trypanosomatidae
Product: surface protease GP63, putative
Exons: 1
Coding region: 1-441 (146 amino acids)
Source: RefSeq, a predicted model, not a curated record
AUGUUUUCUGUUACGUACAGCAUGCGUCAGUUGAUCCACGUCACACCACGGUCUGCAGUGCUGUUGGUGCUUCUGGUUGUGAUGAUGGUUGUGAUGUGUUGUGCUGGCGGGUGCUUUGCUGCCAGCCUGACGUGCUCCUGCUCCUCUGAAAAGGCGAUGCGUGCGGACAGGGCGAAGUCGAUCCCGGCUGUGGUGAGGGACGUGCCUCUUGGAUCUGAGGGUGCGUCGCAGACAUGCAGCGUCAUUGGGAGGAAUGGAUGGGCGCCCACCCGCAUCGAUGUGUCGACAAGGGACCUGGAUGGCACCAGGAAGUAUUGCAGCUCGGAGCGGUAUUGUGCAAUGAAUUCAUUGUUGGCAAUUGCGAGUGUGAAGGUGACGUUUUUCUAUGCUGAGGAAAGGGAAGUAUUUGUUUCGUUAUACUUUGCAGCCACUGUCCGUUAA